Molecule: messenger RNA, 1724 nt
Organism: Nasonia vitripennis (jewel wasp)
Lineage: Eukaryota; Metazoa; Arthropoda; Insecta; Hymenoptera; Pteromalidae
Exons: 3
Coding region: 604-816 (70 amino acids)
Source: RefSeq, a predicted model, not a curated record
GGUGUUUCACUGCGGAGUUAAACGUUCACCUAUUUCCCGAGGUGCGUAAAACACAGUCGCGAUAAAAUAUCCUGUCCCGUUUCUAUAUAAUCGUGUAAACGGGCUGCGGAAAUCGUAUAUUGUCAUGUUUACGAGGUACAUCCAAAAACCGGAAAUCAGCGUUAAUUACUGCGAAAAGCUUGUUUGGUUUUCCCAGAGUCAAUCCCAAAAUAUAUCCUCGCAGUAAAAUCCAGUAAAGCUUUCGCUUUACUUUCAAUUUCGAAUUCUCAUGCAAUCGAACCCGCUAUUAAAAAACGAUUAUUUUUCAAGCUCUCCGAAAAACAAGUCGCGUUGCGAAAAAAAACAAACUCGCUGAUACGUGCGACGCGUUUAGGCGCCGACGACUUCCCCACCGUACGUACGGCAGUGGCAGAUUGCCACCGCGCGAUCUGAAUUAGCGCGAGCUUGCAGCGACGAGAAGCAUUGCUCCGAGAGUAUCUGUACAAAGAGGUUCGCACUCGAGCGCGGCUCUCUCUCUCUCUCUCUCUCUCGCGCUGAUUCAAUCUUUGAGAAUUUCGAGCGAGCUUGCAGGGCACAAAGGUGUCAGCUGCUGUCGAAACUGAGAUGUAUCUAACGCGAACUGCUCAAUACGCUCUGAGACUGUCUCUCACACAGCCAGCUGGACCCGCGGCACCGGUGUUCCGGCGCAACAGCGUCGACCGAGGAACUGCUUCGGCGGUCGUCCUCGCCACUGCUGGACUUUCCAUGAGCAUGUUUUCACUGGUUCAGAUGCAAUCCUCCUCGACGAACCACAAUCGACUUCGUCGCGUUCAGUAACAAUAGGUGACGACGGCCAAUUCAACGCAGAAAAUCAGUCUAACGUAUCAUCUCUCAAGAGUCGACGCAUUAGGCUACUACGAAAAUAACAGAUCAAAGUCCUCGCGAUCGAAUUGAACAGGUUUUGCGUCAGCGUUUUCUUGUGCGGCAGCUAUACUGUACGAUUUGUUAUGAUUUUUUGCUCGCCUCUAUAACAGCGACGACAUGCACAAGAUAUGCAACACCGAUAACUUCAGUUACAUAGAGUGUAGCACGUGGUUUAGGAUAGCGACGACACAUGCUUAGGUGAAUUUUUCAAUUGAUUUCUUCAAAAUUUUUAUUUAUCGUUCAUCCGGUUCGAUUGCUGUUAGGCACGCGCGUUGUGCGGUUUAUGCUGUAUGUCCUAGCUUCAUGUUUUAACAAUAUGAAACAUCGAUGUAAUCAUGACAGUGUAGAUUCGACAUACUAAGUUGCACAUGUAAUCGAAAGCGAAAUUUCACACCCGAGUAUUAUUUAUUACGGUACACUUAUGAAUUCCGGUUAUUCAUUUUAGGAAUACAAUUACGUGUACGCACUUAGGAACUCUUUAUCUAUAUACGCAGAAGGUACUCUCGAGAUGCGCGAAAACCGCCGUUUGAAAAUGUGCAUGUUCGAUAGGAAUAUAAUGGACACGCAUAAGAAUAUUUUAACUCGUAAUCGACGUUUAUAUGGAUACCGAUGUGGGGGAUAUUGCUAUCGAAUUCAGGAGGGCAAUAUUUUGACUCCAGGACUUUCAACGUAUUAUUUUAAACAAUUUUGAAGCCAACUAAACUGUGAAGUUUUUCAAAAGUGCCAAAAGUCCUGGAGUCAACCAAAAAAAUUGUAAAAUGCUUAUGUGGCGGUGACUGUUUGUGAUUAUCGAAAUAAACACGUUAUAUCAUUAGAUCGAA